Messenger RNA from Strongylus vulgaris, 396 nucleotides. NCBI's taxonomy places the organism in Eukaryota, Metazoa, Nematoda, Chromadorea, Rhabditida, Strongylidae. The record is from the annotation of a GenBank genome assembly.
AUGACACCCCUUCAAUCUUUUCAGAUAAUUCCACCUACAACGACGGGUGCAGCUACAACAACAACCGAAGCGCCUACUGUCGUUACUACUACUAUUAGUGCUACUACUACACCAUCUACCACGUGCGUUGAUAAGGUAAACCCAAGGAGUGGUGUAUCAGACUGUCCACAACGUCAAUAUCUGUGUAAUGAUCCCAUAUAUUAUGCUCUAAUGACGGAUCAAUGUCCACGAACUUGUAAUAGAUGUGACGGUGGUACUCCUCAACCAACAUGCCGUGACUUGGUCCACCCUCGAACGGGAGUGUCUGAUUGUCCACAGAGAGCCUAUCUGUGUAGAGACCCAAUUUAUGAGACACUCAUGCGGCAACAAUGCCCAAGAACGUGUGGAUACUGUUAA